UAAUGAAGUUUUUGAUAUUUGUUGUAAUUGGUCUAGCUUUGGCAGUUCCACUUUCAGAAGAUUUGGCUUAGUUGUCUCUUUUGUAAACACCUAAAGAGGAGGUGUUAGAACAAUUAGGUGAUUUAUUGAGUGAAUUAAGAAAAGAAUAAACAAUGGAUGAUACUUAACUUGCUCAAGUAUAUUAUUUUGAUAUAAUUUAGACUAAUGCAAAAUUAGAAGCUGAUAUUUUGAUAUCAUAAUCCUAAUUAGAAGCUCAAGUGAACUAAUUAAAAGCUACCAACACCUUAAUUGGAGAUUUGAGUGAAGAAAUCUACUCAAUUUCAAAAACUUGGGCCAAUCUUAAUUAAUAAUUAACAGAUUUAGGGGCUAGAGAUAUCUAAUUAAGAGAUUCUUUAGCAAAUGAAGGAGCUGCUUUUGAAGUAAAUUAAUUUAUAAAUAAUUUUAGAACGAAUCAUCAUAAGCAAGAAGAUCAAUUAAUGGUCUUACAUAAAUCAUAUCAAAAUUAACAGAUGCUGUUUUAUCUUAAUAAUCAUUAAUUGAAAAAUAAGAAAUUGUGAAUGUAAUGAAAUAAGAAUUGGGAUAAAAGCAUCCAGUUGCUUUACUAGUAGAAGUAACUUCAAAGUUUGAUAAAGCCACAGUUUAAAAUAUUAUCUUAAAAUUGGAACACAUUCAAUCAUAAUAAGAAUAAUAAUUGAUACAAUCAGAAUAAAAUUGGACUGUGUAAUAAUAAACAUAUUAAACUUUGCUCAAUGAAAUUUCAGAAGUUUCUAAAAAGUUGAGUUUUGAUGCUUCCACUGCUAAGACUUCAAUUGCCAAAAAAUAAAAUGAAAAAGUAACUGCAGAAAAAAGAAAGGCUUAACUUGAGACCACAAUUCCAUAAACUGAACAAGUCUUAACAAAUCUAAAAUAAUAAUAAGAGGCAUAUAAUAUGGCAUAUUCUGCUAGAAAACAAAAGAGGUAUAAAUAUUUAAUAUAAAAUAUAGAACUCAAGAAGUUGAAACUUUAAAGAGUGCUUUUGAAUUGUUAGAAAAAAAAUUAAGAUGAA
Messenger RNA from Paramecium pentaurelia, 1045 nucleotides. The record is from the annotation of a GenBank genome assembly. NCBI's taxonomy places the organism in Eukaryota, Ciliophora, Oligohymenophorea, Peniculida, Parameciidae.